Bactrocera neohumeralis is the source of this 3719-nucleotide messenger RNA. RefSeq lists its product as uncharacterized. The transcript has 3 exons. Bases 853 to 2019 code for a protein of 388 amino acids. NCBI's taxonomy places the organism in Eukaryota, Metazoa, Arthropoda, Insecta, Diptera, Tephritidae. The record is from RefSeq and is a predicted model, not a curated record.
GCUAUUAACGCCAAGAGGGUUUGAAAACUGAAGCUGUUAACUACAUAAUGCAACAUGUAAUCAGUUAAAAUAAUAAUGACGAAUAAUGGAAUAUAGAUCUUCGAAAUGCAAAACACUAAUCUGCCACCAUUAGGAUAUGAUAAUAUCUAGGAAAUUGCGAGUGAAGUGAAAGUAGUUUGUAAUAGGACAGUCUGAGCUAAGGGAAAUUUUUAUAAAAUUUUAAAUAAGAAUCUGCGUGAAUUCAGUAUAGAGGUUUCCGUAGUUAAAAUUAAUUAUAUAGAAAAAUAAUUAAAUUGAAUUGUACUAGAACUCUAUUUGAUAGUUAAUAUUAUAUAAUCUAAAUUUUUUUAUGUAAUUUAAUGUUGUUUACGUUUCAUACGUCACAAUUUAUACAGAUUUAAUGAAUGGGAGUAUUCACAAAAAUUUUAAUCAUUCUCAAAACUAUUGAACAAAACACAGAAAAUGUAUGUUUAUUGAGAUUAAUUUCUCGCCAUUAUAACUUCAAUGAAAGAUACACAUUUUCUUAUGCUUAAGCAUUCAUUAUGCUAUUUACCUGCUUUUGCUGUAAUUUUGCUUUCGCUAAAAUCGAUCUUUUCCCAUUAGAUAUUUUUGUCAGUAUUUUUUAAAAUAAAAUUUGUUAGACAUAUACACACUUGUAUAUGUAAUCGAAUCUUGCUGCCAAAACAAAAUGUCUAAAUUAGAUUUGGAAUAUUUAAACUUGUGAAAAUAUAUCAAACAUUUCGUUGCCUUGUUUUCGAAUCCCACUCAGUAAGGGAAUCUAUUUCUCCACUAUCUACCAAAAUUGCAUAUCGUUUUAUCGAAAUAAAAUAAGUGUUGAAAAUUGAACACGUAAUGAGUUGCUUCCCACGUCCAUCGGAAUGUUGCUGCUGUUCAUCUUGUUCGCCCUGUUGCAAUUAUAUGGGUGAUUGCUGCAAUAUCCGUCGAAAUCGGUCCUGUAUUGAUUGUUUUCCAACGCGGAUGAUUCCGGAUGUACAAGUUCCUCCCAAAAAAACUAAGUCUAGAAGUUCUCCAAUUAAGUCUUCCAUGACUAAAAAUAAUAAUAAUAAACGUACGUCCCAAAUUAAAAACGGAAAGCGUUUAAAUGUACCAGCCGAAAGCGAACCCAGUAUGGAAACUAAAAAUCCUAAGCAGACAAAGAAUAAGCAAAACUUUCAAUACCAGGACCUCAAGAAGCGUAUGGAGGUAAUAAGUGAGGAAGCAGAACAAGAUUCGGAUGAAGAACCAUUUAGCAGCAAAAAUAUUCAGAAUUCAUGUGCCGACUUUCUCAGUAUUGUACAUGACACGGUAUUGGAAACAGUUCAGAGUUCUGUUGAAUGCAUGAUGCGAAAUUAUUUUGUCCAUACAAUGGAAAAGGUCGAAACGUUGUGUUCGCAGAUGAUGAGAAAUGAAUGUUUACUAAGCAAAAUGUACUUGGAUAUUUUAGACAAAAUAUCACAGCAAAGCGAGAAAAGUUUACGACAGUUUAAAUGUUUGUGUCAAUUUAUUGCCGAGACUCAGAGAGAAGUUAGCGAAGAUCGUACACAGAAUCAGAGAUGCAAUUGUCCUAAUUGCACGGGAACGGAAGAAUCUUUUAUAUCACUGGCUAAAGAAAGGGCUUUGUCGAAAGGACGCCGCCUCUCUGGAAGCGGCAAUAGUAACGUUAACUUCAAUGUUUAUAAGAGUGAGUUAAAUGCAACGAACUAUCGUGACCCCGACAACGAGGUAAAACCUAAAACAUCGCUGACAAGCUGCACAAAUUUAGCACAGUCUAAGCCUAAACUACUUGAAAAGCCACCAGGUAAUAUUAGUAGCCUGAGUAAUGAGGCAAUUCGGCGAAAUAUUAGACGGUUGAAUGAAUCUGACCACUUUGAGUUUUCCAAUAAUCGCAGAAUUCCUGAGCCCCCUAGGGUCGAUGACAGUUUUAAAAUGGAACAGUAUGAGAAUCGAAUAGAAGGUGGCAAAUACGUUAGUGUGAAAACAGGGCCAAGUGAAACAAACAUGCCGGAAGUAAAACUGUAAUGACAGCUAUUUUAUCCUUUGCCGUAUUUUGUGACCAGUAAUAUUUAACUGUGCAUUAAAAGUGGCGAUUUGACGUUUUUAUUACGAAUAUUUCGAUGAGCCUUGUACGAGUAUGUACAUAUACAGACGAGUGUAUUUAAAUCAUUCUCCAGCCGUUGUCGUACGGUAAAAGGCAGAGACUUCUCCUCUAAUUUGCAUAUACCAGUAGAUGUAUGUGUUGGAGCAGAAGUUUUCGCUUUUUAACUUAUCAUAAUUUUGAUUCUUCCAAAUUUAACGAAAGUUUAAAUCCUCUAAUAUAUUAUAUUCAGAUAUCGAGCCCGAAACAAAAAACAUUUAUUUUCUUGGAUGCGUAUUGCGUGAAGUAUACAAGGUAAAAUUGCAUAGAACCAAUAACUAGGAUGAUAAUGGUUCAUUCUGUUUCUUACAAAAGAGUUUUGCGACUACUUAUGCGCAAUUGUUUACAGUUAUACCAAACACCGAUAUGUCUAGUUAUAAAUAUGUUAUAAUAUUUAUAUUUAUGGUAUUUGAAUCAUUUACCACCUUUUGCAAGGUGUUUAAAUGCCUAUUCAUCCAUAUGUUAAUCAUCAUUACAUAUGCGCAGAAUUGUUGGAAAAGUGAACUCUGGUACAGGAUUUAUUGUAGUAAAACGGGUAUUGUGAAAAACUCAAAUAUUUACGUACAUUUUUUUAUAAGAGCUCUAAUAGUUUAUGAAAUGUGACAUUUAAACAUAUUAGUAGGUUGGCCUCUGCAAUUAAAAAAAAUACAAAUAAAGGUAGUCCUCAUCUUUUAGACCUAUGUAAGAGCCGAAUUUGAGCUCAAUUGGAUACAGAGGUAAAUAUAGAACUUAAUUAUUUUUUUGUUUAAAGAUCACCUCCGUUUUAUUGACUCACAGUGGAAUUUAGUCGACUUUAGUAAUUGGAGGUGUUUUCAAAUAUUGUAAGAAGAAUUUGAACUAAAAAUUCAGUGUGUUUAAAUAAAAGCAGACUUCUAAUUGUUCUAAAUGUACCAUAUAACCGAGCAAUUAACUCAUUACACAAUUAGAUUUUGAAUAACAAUAAAAUUGUGUAAAGGACUCUGUGAAGUAUGUCCAACGAGAGUAGAAAAACAUAUACAUAUAUUUAAUCGCAAAUCAAAAUGAAUAAAAUACACUCAGUCUUUUUUUUACGCGAUUGUUGGUUCUGCCACUAAUCGCGUAAAAAAAAAUCGCGUAAAAAUGGUUAGUUUUCCAAUAUUAACUGACGAAUUGGUUCCGAAUAUAAAAAAUAUCGCGUAUAACAAAAUAUACGCGCAAAAAAAUAUUCAAAAACAAUACAAUAAGUUUCAAAUUUCAGACUUAUGAUUUAUUCAUUCAUAACAAAAUAAAAAAUACAAAACAAAAACCAUAUAUAAAAGAGAACAAAAUAGAAAAUAGGUAGAUUUAUUGAAAACACCGUUGAAUGCUGUUUAAUCACUGUCAUUAUCCGUAGUGGAAAUUAUUCUUAGCCGCUUAUUUUGAUGGCCGGCACUGAUAUCACUAGAAUUUGUACCAGAAUCAAUAGUAAGAACUAUGGAUUGAUGUUCUGAUUGACUAAGCAUCUCCGACUGAGUUUGCACCAUAAAUUCAGUUAAUUUUGUUUGAAUGCUUCUUUUUGGACCCAAUAAAUUCCGAUGUAGUUCUUUAUAUCUUAACAUGCAGAGACUCAAUUCUUUUUGAAAAAUUC